Molecule: messenger RNA, 1218 nt
Organism: Trichoderma aggressivum f. europaeum
Lineage: Eukaryota; Fungi; Ascomycota; Sordariomycetes; Hypocreales; Hypocreaceae
Exons: 2
Coding region: 1-1218 (405 amino acids)
Biological process (GO): regulation of transcription by RNA polymerase II
Molecular function (GO): DNA-binding transcription activator activity, RNA polymerase II-specific; zinc ion binding
Source: RefSeq, a predicted model, not a curated record
AUGCGAAGCUAUUCCACAAAAAGUGUAGGACCGGCUGCCAGCGUUGCCGAGUCCGUCGAGUCAAGUCACAUUUUGAUCAAGGAGGUUCUAAUAUCGAUUCAGUGUGAUGAGGCCAAGCCAACCUGUAACAACUGCACGCGACUUGACUUGGAGUGCGGCUAUGGACCUCUUGCCAUAGUUGCAAGCAACCUUGUAUCGAGUUCAACAUCAACUACUCCAGGAGUUGGUGAGAGUCUUGUUGACGUAGAGGGCGUGCCCCCUCUCCCGGAAACAGAGGCUCGACGGAAACUUGAGCUCGAGCUGUUCUAUCACUACUUUACAGAGACUGCCCCAACUCUUGGCGGAGACAAGUUCGCCCAAAGCUUCAUGGGCCCAGUCAUUUGCCGCGCGGCAUUGCAAUCAGAUGCCGUGAUGCAUGGAGUCUGCAUGCUUUCGGCACUUCACAAGGCGUACAAAUCCAAUUUCACUGAUCCGCAGCACAUGAAGGAUUGUUCCACGUAUCUCAAUCUAACGCUUCAAUCGCAUCACAACCACGUGUUGCAUCUCGACGCCGAUAAUGUGGAUUUCUCAUGUCUGGCAUCUACUUCACUUCGGGUGUAUGGAUACGUUCGACUGCAACGUCGGCCGUUGGUACCAUAUACUCCCCCUAUUGAGUGGCUACGCAUGUCCAACACCAGCAAUAUUGUGUUUCGUCAGGCACUGGCCUUGAUUGAGAAGAACCCUGACUCUCUUAGUGGCAACCUGAUGCUGGAAAUAUGUCAGCAAUUGGAUGAAAAGCAGAGGAUGCAAGACACAAACGAACUGCUUUACCUAUUGCGACGCCAGGAAUCUCACGAGCUAGAAGAGGAAUGGGAUGAUGAAGUCUAUUACGUCUACAAGCGCACCCUGAGUUGCCUAGGCUGUAUCUGGAAGCACAGAUUCGACCAUCAUCCACCCCCUGGCCUCUCUCGAAGGCUCAUUCUCUUUCCCAUGAUUGUGGACGCUCAGUUUGUGAGCUAUGUGGCGCAGAAGCGACCGCGAGCACUGAUAAUCAUGGCUCAUUACUUCACGCUCUUGGCUCUUCACCGCAGCCUUUGGUAUAUCGGAGAUACCGGACUACGUGAAGCCAGGGCCAUUGCGACUGAGUUGCCGCUGGAGUGGCAGGGCAUGUUGAUUCAGCCACUGGAGAUAUUAAAAGAUCCGUCAUUAUUAUGCGAUGUUUCCCAAGAGAGGAAUUGA